ACACACACACACACACACACACGAAAAGGGAUGGUGGAUGCUCCUGACUCGAUGGCUAAGACGAGGUGGGAUAAUCAUGCGUGUCUGGCCCCGGGCGUUGAUGCAGCUGCCGUUGCCUGAUCUUUACUGGGCUGAGGGUAGGGUUGUUCCGGUUCCGACUGGAUCUUCAUCUCGAUUCGGCUUGACAUCGAUGUUAUCAAGCUAUUUACAUGUAAGAAGACAACGACUGAUGUAGCCUAAAAAGCGCAACCGCAAUUAUUGAAAACAUCUGAAUGGUGUAAUUAAAUGCUACCAUCGAUGGAGGAGGAUCUUAUUUAUAAUAACUAUUGAAGUGCUGUCUUGGAGGAAGGGAAAUAACCAGGGACAUCCCCGUGAGACGACCGGCUCACCCGUUCUCCUGUUUGCUGCGAUUUUUUAAAAAUGAGAUCGGUACGUAGGCUGCCGUGAAAAUAACAUAAUUGCAUUAGUAAUCAGGCUAGGACACCCUCUCCACCAGCACCCUAUUUUCGCCGUUCCAGGGGCAGCAAACGCGGCACCGAACGCAAACCCGUCCACGACCCGGUCCGCGCCAUCAAAUCGACGCAUUACUGGAUGGGGAGUAGCAUAGACUGUGAAGACCGUGAGUGCGUGUGUCAAAAGGGGGACAGAGGGAGACCGGGCCAGCUCAACCCCCUGCACCGGUUAAUUGCGCUCUAAUCUGGCAAGUUUGGAGGGACGGAGAGUCCGGUGCAGUAAGGGCGCCUCAAUGACCGUCUCAUCCCGGGACAGGUAGAGAAGGCUAGAGAACGGCGGCGUGUUUGGAAGUUUUGAUGCAUAUGAUCACAACCACCAUGAUUUUUAUGAUUCUUGGCGCUUCAGUUGUAAUGGCGAUUGCCUGUUUAAUGGACAUGAACGCACUACUGGAUCGCUUUCACAACUACAUCUUACCGCAUCUACGAGGGGAAGACCGCGUCUGUCAUUGCAACUGUGGAAGGCAUCAUGUCCACUAUGUGAUCCCGUACGAUGGGGACCAUUCUCUGGUGGACUCGUCGGAGAACUACUUUGUCAGUGACAGCGUAACCAAGCAGGAGAUGGACCUGAUGCUGGGGCUGCUGCUGGGCUUCUGUAUCAGCUGGCUCCUACUGUGGCUGGAUGGAGUGCUGCACUGUGCUGUCAGGGCAUGGAGGGCCAGCCGCUACUAUGACACCCCUUCCUGGUCAUGGCUCCCCUCAUUCUGUAACCUUCGAGAUCUGCGUCGACGCGCCCAGCUCAGACAGCUGGAGGACUCCACUGGCAACAUGGUCCACAUCAAGCAGAAGCUCUACCACAACGGCCACCCCAGCCCACGCCACCUCUGACUCUGAAACAAGAAUCCCCCCUCCAGCCCCUCAAACUGCCCCAAGGCCAACUGCUGCCUCAGAGACACUGGAAAACUGCCCUCCGACUGUUCAUAACACACCUGGCCCGAAACUUUCUUACGAUGAUCCUGACACAAGUCAGCACCCACCAAUCCAAACUCGAGCAGAAGAUAGUCGUCACUGAAAUCUUGUCUAUGUCCAUGUCCACCAUUGAGGUAGGAAGGAAAAACAAGCAUUUUUAAGGGUGCUUUCUGUAUAGAAAAAUGUUCUGUGUUCAUUGUUGAAACUUGGCAUGAUCUUUUAGAACAGGGUACGAUGAUGGGGGGCACAGUGUUUAUUAAAAAAAAUCUCUAUGGGGAGGGUAUUUCUCUAAAGUGGGAGGGAGGUAAAUGGAUAGGGGUGGGUUUCAAGAUUUUAUGAUGGGAAGUUUAGAUUGCUGCUUCUGUAAAUACUUCUAAAUAUGGGGAAGUGGGAACACAGGGUAGGUUUGUUCGUGAGUGUGGUGAGUCAAGUGUUACGAGUAGAGCUGAUGGACUGUAUGGAAGGAUAAACGGAGCGUAGGAAAGAGGAGGAUGACAGCCGUCUGGAAGUGAACAGUGUGAUGUCUGCUAAAAACAGAUUAAUUUGUUUUGUUACCUAGUGAAUUAAAUGAAUGUAUUAAUUUUACCUGUAAAUAUAAGAGGGGGAGGGGAGCAUACGUUUGUGGUUAGGGUUCUCUGCACUGUUAUUAUUUAUGAGAAGGUAGAAAAUGAAUGCCAGUCAAGAUAAGACGGAGACAGUUCAGUGCUUCCCUCGUCUUCCCAAUAUUGUGUCCAAUAGCACUUCCCACUUUGCUACAUCCAAUUCCUUCAUACUUACUCAAAAGCAACCAGCCUAGAAGCAGUGGGAACCCUCACCCAGUCCCUCUCUCCCUCUCUGUCCAGACAUUGCUGUUGUGAAGAUAAAAUGUCUGUUUUAUUAAAAGUGCCAUUGAAGCACAACAGUGA
This is a messenger RNA of Oncorhynchus mykiss (rainbow trout), 2323 nucleotides long. Its product is annotated as transmembrane protein 240. The record is from RefSeq and is a predicted model, not a curated record. NCBI's taxonomy places the organism in Eukaryota, Metazoa, Chordata, Actinopteri, Salmoniformes, Salmonidae.